AUGGCGACUUCGAUAUUCUGGGUCCUGGUGGUGCUGCUGCUGAGCUUGACUGUCCAGGCCAAGCCAGAGAACGACGACGAUCUUUACUCGUUUGUCACGCUCCCCGGCAUCAGAGCAGUCAAGUACAAGGUCGAGUACCACGGCGAUGGCCGCGACCGCGUCAGUCCGGGCCAUAUCUUCGUUGCGCCGUAUGGCCAGCUCACCCCAGAGCCCCCGACCAAGCAGUAUCUGCCCGACCAGGUUGGCCCGUGUAUCUACGACGACAAUGGAGUCCUCGUCUGGGCCGGCGCUGCCAUGUUCGACAACCGCAACACCUUCGACUUCAGAGCCGUCCACAGUAUCGAUGGUGGCGACCAUCUCUCGUUUGUCGUCGGCCUCGAGUUCGAUGGGUCUGAUGCGGGAUUCGGUGUCGUGCUGAACAACAAGUUCGAGGUCGCGCAUAAAAUUCCCAUGCGCUCUGAUCUCGGCGCCUUUGAUAUCCACGAGUUCAACAUCCUGGACGAUGGCAAGACGGCCUUGUCUAUCAACUACCGCUCGCAUACCAAGGUGUUGGAGGAGUUUGGGCGACCGAGCGAGGCGUCGUACGUGUUGUCUGGAGGAUUCGCGCAGAUCGACCUGCCUACUGGCGAGAUCACUCACGUCUGGGACUCGUUCGACCAGAUCGCUCUCUCUGACUCUGUACAUGUCCACCCAGACACUCCAGCAUCGGCUCCCCCCGGCUGGGACUACAUGCACCCCAACUCCAUCGACGUCAACGAGGCCGGCGACUACCUCAUGUCCAUGCGCUUCACCAACACCAUCUACCUGAUCUCGCCAGACGGACACAUCAUCUGGCGUCUCGGCGGCGCGCACUCCGACUUCAAGCAGGACUUUAUAUUCUCCAAGCAGCACGACGCCAAAUUCAUCCACUCCAACGGCACGCACCACACAAUCUCGUUCCUCAACAACGCCUCCGACGAAGAAUCCAACGACGAGCCGGUCUCCUCCUGCCUCUUCGUCGACAUCGACUCCGAAGCCAUGACCGCCACCGUCGUCCGCCGCUACGACCGCCCCGACGGCGCCCUCACCCGCCUCCGCGGAAACGCCCAGCUCCUGCCCAACGACAACCUCCUGGCCGGCUGGUCCUCCGCAGGCUACUUCACCGAGUCCUCGCCCGAAGGCGACCUCCUCUUCAGCGGCUCGUUCGUCUCAGACCGCUACUCCACCUACCGCGCCUACAAGUUCGAAUUCACCGGCCGCCCGGCGAACCCGCCCGACCUGCUCGCCUUCGUCUGGGGCACAGACCCAGACCCAGUCACCUCGGACCUCACGACAACAAUCUACGUCUCCUGGAACGGGGCAACGGACGUCGCCGGCUGGAACUUCUACGCGCGCCCCGCCUACGAUUCAGACCGCGUUUUCAUCGGCAAUACCACCAAGACGGACUUCGAGACGAUGUAUAUCGUCCGUGGGUAUAUGAGCUGGAUCUCGGCGGAAGCCGUUGAUAAAGACGGGAAUAUCCUAGGCGAGUCGCUGAUCCAUCAAACCACCAUGCCAGCGCACUGGGAGAGCGCUGGGUUCAGGGGAACAAGUCUCGGUCGCCUUCUGCCCGACGAUCCCAACACUCUAUACUCAACCGAGAGCAGCAGUGACGGCGCGGCAGAGGCAGAGGCGGAUAAUGCGGGAACCAAAACGGAUCCACACAUGACGGCCCUUGCGGCACUGGUGCGCGAUCUGCAGGGCUCCGUGCAGCUUGUCCUCUUCCUGAUGGUGGUGUUUGUGCUGGCUUUACUUGCUGCUGGUGCUGGUGGGAUGUAUGCGUUCAUGCGACGGGGGAAGGGGCGGUAUACGCGUGUUCCUGGCAAGGAGGAGGAAGAGGUGCCGUUGGGCCGUAUGUAA
Molecule: messenger RNA, 1878 nt
Organism: Aspergillus versicolor CBS 583.65
Lineage: Eukaryota; Fungi; Ascomycota; Eurotiomycetes; Eurotiales; Aspergillaceae
Exons: 2
Coding region: 1-1878 (625 amino acids)
Source: RefSeq, a predicted model, not a curated record